UUAGAUGUAUAUUCUUCGUGGCUGUGCGGUGAGAAUUACACUCUCUGCACUCAAAUUGAAACAGAUAGAUAGCAUUAGACAUUAGAGAGAAAAGGAGGAGAAAUAUAUCGUAAUAGAGAAAGCGCAGCUAACAAAGAACUGACCUAUCGUGGCGGGCGUCUGCUAGGUCAGCUGUUGGCGUAACGUGGGUUGUUCAUUAAACUUGAAACGCUUUCAGAAGAAAAUUCCUUUCGCACGACACACCAUAUAUAUUACCUUAUUCGAUACGCCUAGUUUUUCUAUCAAGUCAGGACAUCGCAAAAAAAGUCAUCGCGAUCUCCAAGUUUUCCUCAGGCCUCUAGCGAUACUCUACAAUCGUGGAAAUAAUUAUUGCGCGUGUGUGUGUUCACGAAAAAUUAGAAGAAAAAAAUUCCACGUCGCCGAGAGAAGCGUAACUAGCUGUUCCGGGUUUUUUUUCCGCACGAAGAAAAACGUCAAGAAACGUCGCGAAUCUCGCGACCGCAAACUCCGACCGCCAGUGCUAACCACACGCACGUACGCACGUCGCCGGACGUGCGUGGCACGCGACUCGCAGGCGCGGCGUCGUGUGACGUCGACUGGUACACGAUCACGAAUUUCGAUCUUUCGUAUCCACCGACGCAAAAGGAAUAUUAUGCCGUCCUGGGUUAUGCGUUCUCUACCCAUCCGCGAUAGUUUAAGCGAAAGCUGUAUGGGAACAGCAUUGCAAAAGUAAGAAAAUGUCCAGGAAGCGUCCUAGAGAAGAAACUAUGCUGACUACUGUAUCGCAUCAGAACAACGUUAAUGGAGAAAGUGCAUCCUGCUCAAGGGAGGAUUCUCCAGUUCAUGCUUCUAUCUGUAAGGAAGCACCUUUCAGCGAUGAUUCAGAGGCUAUUAUAGAAAAUGCAUGUGAUUACAAUACAAGAAUCACAUUGAAACAAGCACGGAGUGGUAAAGCUCCUAGAAAAAUUAGAGUUUAUGCCGAUGGCAUUUAUGAUCUUUUCCAUCAAGGACAUGCACGGCAACUUUUACAAGCAAAAAAUAUUUUUACAAAUGUUUAUCUCAUUGUUGGAGUGUGUAAUGAUGAAUUGACACAUAGCAAAAAAGGAAGAACUGUAAUGACAGAUUUAGAAAGAUAUGAUGCUGUUAGGCAUUGCAGAUAUGUAGAUGAAGUUGUCCGAGAUGCACCCUGGGAACUUGAUGACGAAUUUAUUAAAAAACACAAGAUUGAUUUUGUUGCUCAUGAUGAUAUACCCUACAUGACAGAUGAUGUAUCAGAUGUGUAUGCUAAAUUAAAAGCUAAAGGCAUGUUUGUAGCCACACAGAGAACAGAAGGCGUUUCCACUUCGGAUAUAGUUGCAAGAAUAGUCAAAGAUUAUGACAUAUAUGUUAGAAGAAAUCUUGCACGAGGUUAUAGUGCAAAGGAACUCAAUGUUUCUUUUCUUAAUGAAAAAAAAUUUCGUCUACAAAAUAAAUUUGAUGAUUUGAAAGACAAAGGAAAACGAGUAAUGGAAAAUAUUGGUGAAAAACGAAUGGACAUGAUAAGUAAAUGGGAAGAGAAAUCUCGGGACUUUAUCGAUGCUUUUCUUUUGCUAUUUGGAAGAGAAGGCAGAUUGUCAACAAUUUGGAACGAAAGUAAAGGCCGUUUGAUGCAAGCAUUGUCUCCACCAGCAAGCCCAAAAAGAGAUGGCAGUCCAAAUAGCAGUAACAGCAGUCACAAUGAUGAAGAUCAAACAAGUCCACCACCAAACAAGACAGGACGCUAUGAGUUUUCACAUCAAAACAAUCAUUAUUUAAGCGAUGAUUAUAGUGAUGAUGAAGAGGAAAAUUUACACUCCAAAUGAUAACUGAUCACAUUAAAGAGGCAUAUAUAUUCUUUUUGACCAAAUAAUCGUGCAAUUUUUAUUUAUUACCUUGAAAGUUUAGAUGUAUUUUCAUACAAUUAUAUGAAUUGCUGAUACAGAGUGUAGUGCUAUGCUUGAUGGAUUUUGUAUGAUAUGAGCUGAUACUAUAUAUUAAACAUAUUGCCUGUUGUGAUGUGAAAGUUUAAUGUGAUUUUGCAGAUUUUAUUAUUUACAUCAUAAUAUACAUGAUGGCUUAGGUGAUAUAUGUAGACUGUUUAAAGUAAUGUAAUAUUCAAUGUUUUUUAUUGUUACUUUCGAAGACACUAUUACACUCAGUUCCUAUAUUCUUUAA
Molecule: messenger RNA, 2193 nt
Organism: Nylanderia fulva
Lineage: Eukaryota; Metazoa; Arthropoda; Insecta; Hymenoptera; Formicidae
Product: choline-phosphate cytidylyltransferase A
Biological process (GO): CDP-choline pathway
Molecular function (GO): phosphatidylcholine binding; choline-phosphate cytidylyltransferase activity
Source: RefSeq, a predicted model, not a curated record